This is a messenger RNA of Wasmannia auropunctata (little fire ant), 1046 nucleotides long. RefSeq lists its product as uncharacterized. The transcript is spliced from 6 exons. Bases 125 to 949 code for a protein of 274 amino acids. Gene Ontology annotation, cellular component: mitochondrion; actin cytoskeleton; apical plasma membrane. The record is from RefSeq and is a predicted model, not a curated record. Gene Ontology annotation, biological process: regulation of actin filament polymerization; negative regulation of apoptotic process. Lineage: Eukaryota; Metazoa; Arthropoda; Insecta; Hymenoptera; Formicidae.
GCUUCCGUCCAAGUACUUUGUACGUCUAUGGUUUUUCAUUACGCUAACUGAAAACAUGGAAUUGCGUUAAUUUGCUAAUUGUUGCAUUAGUUCGAUAGUUAUUCUAAUUCUAAUUGCUUUAGAGAUGUCAUUCUUCGAUUUUUUCCGAAAUUUUCUCGGUGUGAAACGAAAUGAGCCUAGUACAAGCGGAUUUGACGAUUAUAAUUCACAUCGAGAAAGUUUUCGAAAUCCAAUUUGGCAGAGUGAUGAAGAUGAUGAUGACGAUGAUAGCUUUCGGCAUCCUGAGAGCAGUUUGCACUUCAACAUCUUUAACAAUCCACUUGAAAUGACGCUUUAUUUUGAAUCCCAGAUAGAUAAUAUAUUAAAAAAUUUUUUUGGAUUUAAUAAUGCUUUUUUUGACGAUAAAGCCAUUACAGCAGUACCAUUUGCUGGACCUGAUCAGAAGGAUGGUAAUUUACGGGACAGGGCAUUAAAAUCCAAGCCCGAUGCAUUUGUCUUUGCAAAUGAAUCACUUGAAAGCAAAGUAGACACAGACUUAGAUGGAAGGGUUUCUACAGAAGAAUUUUCAAAAAUGUGGAAUAAAGGGAAUACGGAAAUAACAAAACCUUCCGUACAAAAUAAUUUUUCGAUUGGAAGAUUUGUUAGAAAGGAGAUUACACGUAGAUCAGAUGGAACUAUUGAGAAAAAGCAAGUAAUCAGAGAUAGUGAAGGUAAUGAGGAGACAAUCAUUUCAAAAGAAGCAGACAACAAAACAUAUGUUGUUACUAUAAAAAAAGAUAAAAAUGGCAUUGAAACAAAAUCCGAAGAUUUAUUUAACAUGGAUGAAAGCGAACUGACAGAGUUUAAUCAAAAGUGGAAAGCCUCUGUAAAAGACAACAUAGAUAGCUCCAAGUCGAUUUUUAAUCGUUUUCCUUGGGAAAAGUUUUUCGGUCCCAAUCCGAAAUUAUAGCAAGAGAUAGAUAAAGUCAUAGUCUUUGUUUAAUAGAUUAAAAUAUGCCUUCUGUGUGUAACAUACGAAUAUCAAUAAAUUAAUUGAAUCAACAAUA